UACACGUAAUUUUUUUUGUCAACUUUUUGACAUAUGGAGACGAAUGUGACUUCCAAAGUAAAUAAUAUUGUGUUCAUAAAAAUAAAUUUCCGUUGUAUGCGGCUUCAGUUUAUAUCCAUCAACGCGAGCAUAUUGGAUGGGUUGACAGAACUUCUGCGACCUAUUCGAAAAAGAAAUCUGACCGGGUAUUAGGUGUCCUUUGUGUCAUGAGUUUUCUCAGUACUUCCAGCAUGACUAAAGAAGCCAUCAUGAGGAACUGCAAGGAACAGAGGCUGUACCUAACGCCACACUUGAAUGAUGUAUUGUACCUUCACUACAAAGGUUACAGGAAGAUUGAGAAUCUGGAGGAGUACACAGGGCUGAAGUGUCUGUGGCUUGAGAACAAUGGCAUUGACCACAUCGAAAACCUAAGCAAUCAGACGGCUCUGCGCAACUUGUAUCUGCAGUACAAUGUGAUACAUAAGAUUGAGAACCUGGACCAUCUUCAGCUGCUGGACACACUGAAUCUGUGUCACAACUUCAUCGAGAAGCUAGAGAACCUUUGUGGUUUGCCUGGUCUGCACACACUCAGUAUCAGCCACAACAGGCUACAGUCAGCAGAGGACAUCCAGGAGCUGACCGAGUGCCACAACUUGGCGAUCUUGGAUCUUUCAUACAACCAACUGGAGGAUCCCCAGAUAGUGCAGAUCUUUGGCUCUAUGAAUAAUCUGCGGGUCCUGACUCUCAAGGGGAACCCAGUGCUGAAGAAGAUCUCAUAUUACAGAAACGUCCUAACUGUGGAGUGCAAAAACUUGCAACACCUUGAUGACAGACCAGUGUUCCCACGAGACAGGGCAUGUGCAGAGGCCUGGAGAGAAGGUGGCAUGGAGGCAGCACAAGCAAUGCACCAGAAAUGGACAGAAGAGGAGCACAGAAAAAUCAAUGACAGUGUAAUAGCUCUUCUUAAGCGACGGGAUGCUGCCAGAAACAAGGCAGCAGUCAUCUCAUUGGAAUGUGCUGGAACCAUGACUGAUGAGGGGUCAGAAGACACACAGGGGAGUGGCUCUAAGAGCGAGACGAGCAACUGUGAUGACACCGACAACAGUGGAUCAGAUUCUGAGACAAUGGAGGACGACAGAAUGGCAAAUGCACACCACACAAAGAGAGAGCUCAUUAUGCCAUGGCACGUCCAGGACAAAGCUCCACAGCCAAAAGGGCAGAGAGAGAAUUGCCUCAUUGUGGAGCUCAACUCUCAGGAUGUAGCUACCUGGAUGACAAACAGAGAGACAAGGAAAACCAAAGUGAAUGCAGCAACAGCUUCUAUUCAUCUGACUGAGAUGAUCGCGGAAACUCACUCAAGUCGCCUCACAGAAUAUGACAAUUUUCUUGGAGAUGCAACUGUUGGAAAGGAAGGCCCUGGUGUGUGCAUAAAUGCAGCAAAGAUUGAUCCUGACACUGAAUACAAACGCAAAGAACCUGGUAUGACCUCUGAUGUCAGUAAUCUCACCACAGCGAUGAAUGGACAGGUCCUAGAUGCAGAGACUGUGCAGCUUCAAGAUGCUGAGGUUAGACACAGACAGACUGAAGGGGAAGCAGUGGAUUAUCGUUGUGAAAAAGGUGGGGUACUAUGCACAGAAAUGGUGAACCUACAACUCAGGGAUCAUGAUAAUGAAAUAACUUCUCUGGAAGACAUCUGUGACAGACGUGAGGCACUAGGAAGAGAAAUAAUGCAACUCCAGUAUCUCAAGAAUGAAUUUAAAAAGAGCAAUGAUGACAAUGAAAUGAUACCUCUGGAAGGUUCCUGUGAAGAACAUGAGGUACAAGGAAAAGAAAUUGUGGAACUCCAGAAACUAGGGGAUGAUUAUACAGAUAAUGGGAGGAUUUUGGAAGAUCCCUGCAAAAAAUGUGAGAAGCAAGGUACACGAAUAAUCGAACUCCAGGAUGACUAUAAUGAGAAUGAAUGGCAGGAUGAAGGUGUGUGUGUAAGCAGCUCAGCCAGGAAAGAGACUGUGAACAUGGGGAAAGCUCUCAGCGAGUUUCUAACUGAUUUCAAUUCCAAACAUACAGACACAGCUGAAACUGGUGAACAUGUCUCACACAAGACGCCAAGUAAUGGAAUAAUACACUCAAAAUAUGACAACAGGGAGCAACAAGAAGAAACAGAGGAGGGAGUAAACAGAGAUAAUAAGAAAACAACAGUGACAGAACAUGUUCCUGAAAAUAUGGAGAUACAGACAGAAAUGUCAGUGCAUGUUGGAAAUAAGGAAGAAGUAGGCAAGUACAGCAGUGAAGGACAAAUAAAGAGAUAUGUGAACUCUUCGUUGGAGUUGCAACUCAUCAACCAAGAUAACAUAAAUGAGACCCAAUAAAAUGUGUAAAAACUUUUUAAGAUCUGUUCAUAGUUUCAGUUUGGAUCUGAAGAGACUGGAGUCAACAGGUGAAAGUUGGAAGCCAAUUUUGAGAAACAGGGAAAUAUUUACACAGUCCAUGUUGCUCAAGCUAACGUGCCUGACAAGAUUCAACACUGUAUGCAUACAAUAGUCAAUCAUGCUUAAAAUAAGAACACAGUUUCACAAGUCACUCCUAUGUUUAAGUCCACCCUCCCUCUGGAUAAAUUUCAUGUAGCUGAUAAAUGACUUACAAAAAUGUAUAAAAGCCUGAGAAAUUGUCCAUGAUUUAUUCUGACUGUCUUACAGUGCAUACAUUUA
This is a messenger RNA of Cryptotermes secundus, 2687 nucleotides long. RefSeq lists its product as uncharacterized. Gene Ontology annotation, molecular function: protein binding. The record is from RefSeq and is a predicted model, not a curated record. The transcript is spliced from 10 exons. Lineage: Eukaryota; Metazoa; Arthropoda; Insecta; Blattodea; Kalotermitidae. Bases 207 to 2348 code for a protein of 713 amino acids.